Messenger RNA from Prunus mume (Japanese apricot), 613 nucleotides. RefSeq names its product protein transport protein yos1-like. Gene Ontology annotation, cellular component: endoplasmic reticulum membrane; Golgi membrane; COPII-coated ER to Golgi transport vesicle. Lineage: Eukaryota; Viridiplantae; Streptophyta; Magnoliopsida; Rosales; Rosaceae. Gene Ontology annotation, biological process: endoplasmic reticulum to Golgi vesicle-mediated transport. The record is from RefSeq and is a predicted model, not a curated record.
AUACCUUCAUAUUAGAGAAGUCAGGAGACUCCUCUUCCUUCCAUGCUCAUCAGCAACCUCCCUCUGUAAAAUUUUAUCGGGACGUCAUAUAUUGGACUCAAACAUACACGUGGAGUAUUCUCGAGUCUCGACCGUCAGAUCAAAAGUUACCAAAGGAUUCUGACCCGGCUCGGUUUAGUGCUUAAACCCUUGUUUAGCGAUACCUUUCCUUUGUCUCUAAAGUAAACAAGGCGGAGGCUUUCAACCGAGAAACGACUGGUUUUCUUCUGUAACUUGUAAUCGCUGGAACUAAGAUGUUCCCUCUUCUCUCUUUUUUCACGGGGUUUGCGACUUUGAUCCAAGGCUUUUUGCUACUUGCAAAUGCAUUUGCAGUACUGAAUGAGGAUCGCUUUCUUGAUCCGAGGGGGUGGACCUUGCUACAAAUUCAAGGAGGGAGAACCGCGCUUAAGGGAAAGAUCAUAAGGCUUAUACAUUUAUGCCAAUUCUUGAGAUUACCUCUCAUAAUUUUAAACAUCAUAGUUAUUGUAUUUAAGCUAAUCUUUGGGUGAAGCUCUGUGUGAAUUAUGCCUCUUUGUAAUUUAUAUUUGUUAUGAAUUUUGGGCAAGUUAACAUA